This is a messenger RNA of Rana temporaria (common frog), 5382 nucleotides long. It is a transcript of the gene SAMD9L, whose product is annotated as sterile alpha motif domain containing 9 like. Gene Ontology annotation, cellular component: cytoplasm. NCBI's taxonomy places the organism in Eukaryota, Metazoa, Chordata, Amphibia, Anura, Ranidae. The record is from RefSeq and is a predicted model, not a curated record. Bases 293 to 5053 code for a protein of 1586 amino acids. Gene Ontology annotation, molecular function: protein binding. The transcript has 3 exons.
CUGAGGAUUUCCACACCCUCCAUAUUUCCUCCUUCUCUAAAGAAUGAGACUUGUAGCUUGUUCUAGAAAUUCUCUUGCAAGGAGACGAAGCUCUGUGGAGACAUGUGAUGGAAAACCAGCUUCCAGAUAACAAGGAAACACAACCUUUUCUGUAAGUGGGAAAUGGCAGAAUCUACAGUGGAGGUCCAGCAUCACAAGCAGUUGUGUUCCAGGAUCAUCACAUUACCCACAAGAGGAGGACCAGUUCAGAACAGCAAUGUCUGGAUGACAAACUGAAGUACUUUAUAGGUAAAUGACAGAUCUGAAAAUGGACAAACCAAUAAAUCUGCCUUCAAAUGUGGAAGAGUGGACAAAGGACCAUGUAAAACUCUGGGUCACAGAACAACUUAAACAGGACUCAUCUGUUGGAGACAUUAUUUACAAUCAAGAAGUAACAGGGGAGAUCCUAAAAGUAUUAACAAAAAAAGACUUAGUGGAGAUGGGUAUCAAGCAUGGUCCGGCUACAUUUAUAGUUCAUCACUUAAAAAAACUCAAUGAAACUUGCAAAGAUGCCCAGCAGAGCAAUCUAGGGGUUAAAGAAAAAGGUACAGAGGCAAAACCAAAAAAAUCUAAAUCCAAAAAGAGCACACAUGUCACACUAGAAGAAAGAAAAAAUAGCACAGAAGACGAGUCAGAGAAUAUAUCCAAAGAAUUAGGAAAUCCAAACACAGUCCCUGCUGAAUGUUCUUAUAGUCCCUCCAAAACAACACCAUGCUCUUUUGACUGCACUCUUGCAAAUAAAUGUUAUACACAGCAUAAUUUUCUUCCACCUGAAUCCGGGAAAUCUAAUUACAUCGACCCAGUACAUGAGUACAAGGAGUUCACCAACACAGAAAACGCUACGAAAGAAGAUAAAAAAAUGAAAUUUUGCAAUGAAGUCUUUAGGUUUUCUGCUGCAUGCAUGAACGCCCGCACCAAUGGCACUAUCCAUUUCGGAGUGCGGGACAAGCCCCAUGGAGAAAUUAUUGGUGUUCAGAUUGAGAACGGUGAAACAUAUGUCAAUUACUUAAAUCAAAUGAUGAACAAAUACUUUGAGGAAAAUCAAUUGGACUUGGCAAAACAAUGUAUCCGUCCACCUCGUUUUGUCCGUGUACUGUGUCAGGACAACACAAAGUCUGAUUUGUUUAUUAUAGAAGUUGAUGUUGUUCCUGCAUAUGCGUAUUGUCACUCACAAAUAUUCCAUACGUAUGAACAGGUUUUCAAAGACAAUAACUGGAAAAAGAGUAAAGAAAAAUGUUGUUUUCUAAGAGAUGGAUCGAGCUCUAAAGAUAUGCUGGCAAAUGUACAACACAAUGUGGCUGAACUGAAAUCAUUUUACACUCAAACAAAAGACAGGGAUGAUGCCCGAAAAACAGCUGAAGACAACCAAAGAAAAAAUCUAAGGAAAAGCAAAGAACAUGGUUCCACACUUGCGAGUUUACUAACAGGAAACAGAGACACCCUGGACAACUCAUACUAUAAAUGGUAUAUUCUGGUUGUGAACAAAUCUCAGGAAAGCCAAACAAAGAACUUAGACUUCAUGCAUGAAGUGCCUUGGUUUGCAGUUUUGGAUUUUGAUCCAGAGUCGAUUACCAGCGGUUUAUGCAAAGCUUUCCAAGAAAAAAGGAAACCUAGUUUGCAUGAUCCAAGCCAAUACAAAAAUAUGGACAAUGUCACAAAUGAAAAGCUGGAAGAACUUAAACUGUAUCAGAAGACCGCUUGGAUCUUCUGUAAUGGGAGAAUGGAUUUUGAGGAGAGUCAAGACUACAAACCCUUAAGUUACAAGUUAUGGCAAAAAGAAAAAGCAGCAGAUGUGAGACAAUUGGUAUCUUUUCUUAUCAGGAAAGAUGUAUUGGAAAGAGGAAAAUUCCUCGUUGUGUUUCUUUUACUUUCAACUGUUGAAGACCCAGUUGACCCCAUGAAUGAAGUCUUCAGUGCCUUUUACCAGGGGCUUAAUGGUAUGACAGACAUCCUGUGCAUUUGUGAAAGCGAAGAAUCUUUUCAAAGCUGGAGAGGUUUGCAAACUAGACUAGUAAGUGAGGAGGAAAUGGAAAAAAGGUGCAUCUACAGCUUGGACAUUGAAAAUGUAAAUGGGACCAUUUUAAAACUAAAGUCUGAUACUCGAUCAUCAAGCAGAUUCUUGCCAUCACAUAAUGGAUCUUCAACCAUAUUACACAGGAAAGAUGAAGAUGUGAUGGCUUCUUUAAAUAUUCUUUGUGCCAAUGAGUGUCAUGACACGGAGAUGGAGAGUAAUGAGCCCAAAUUUAAAGAUUUUAUAAAGGCUCAAGAAGAGCAUUUUUACAAAGGAGGCAAAGCCACAUGGUGGAACUUCUACUUUUCACUGAAAAAAUACACCGGUCCAUUCAUUGAAAGAGAUAUCCAUAAAAAGCUGAAGGAACAGAUUGAAUGGUGGUCUAAAUGUGACAAGCAAAUAAGUGUAAAAAUCAUUACACUGUUUCACUACCCUGGCUGUGGAGGUACCACUACUGCAAUGCAUGUCCUCUGGGAACUACGGGACACAUUUCGAUGUGCAACAUUAAAGCGAAAAACAGAUAGCUUUACAGACAUUGCAGGGGAAGUUAUUAAUUUAGCGGUCUCCGGUUCACCCAAUCGCACAGAUUUUUACCCUGUGUUGCUUCUUGUGGACGAUUAUGAAGAUGAAGAAAAUGUUUUUAUUUUACAAAACUGUAUUCGGUCUGUAAUUGCAGAGCGUUAUAUGAAAUUUGAGAAGCCAGUUGUGAUCAUUUUGAAUUGCAUGAGAUCCCAGAACCCAGAGCAAAGCUCAAAAUUUAAUUGUUCAGACAGUGUUCCCCUAAGGUAUAUGCUUUCUGAGCAGGAGCGAAGAGCCUUUGAAAAAAAGUUAACAGAGAUCGAGGAGAAGUAUGAGAGGCCACAUGAUUUUUAUUCGUUCAUGAUCAUGAAAAGCAAUUUUGACAAGAGGUAUAUUGAAAAUGUGGUACGAAAUAUACUAAAAGGAUUAAACAAUGCAAGCAAGCAAGCCCAACUCAUUUCCAUUCUAGCCCUUUUAAACAAAUAUGUAAAGGAUUCCACAAUUUCUGCAUCAAUGUGCGAAGAAUUCCUUGGCAUAACAGCAAAGAAAACAUAUUGGGGUUACGAGAGCAUAGAAGACACAAUGGGAGCUUAUUUUACCAUAAUGCUCCGCACAGAGGUGGAAGAAUACGGACGAUACGAAGGUCUACGGAUAAGUCAUCCACUGAUUGCAAAGCAAUGUUUAGAGGAAUUAAUGAACACAUACCAAAUUCAACGAAGUGGUAUCAUGCUAAAUUUGCUGGACUCCAAUGUUUUCCAUAGCAAUGGAAUUGGCAGAGAGAUUCUCUGUCUAAACAUGCAAAGCAUGCUGGUAACACGGCAUCGAAAGGAGCAUGGUGAUGAAACAGACACUUUGUUCUCGCCAUUGAUUGAAGAAAUACAAAAACAUGAAGGCAAUUUAUAUGUUGAAACAGUUUUGAAAGAGGGGGCAUUGAAAUUCAACCUAAACCCCUAUAUCUCUCAAGCAUUAGCAAGACACUUCUACAUUCGAGAGAAAAAAUUUUCAGAUGCAUUUUAUUGGGCAAAGGAGGCAAAACGAAUUUCACCAACAAAUUCCUUUAUUUUAGAUACACUUGGUCAGAUAUUCAAGACCCAACUGAAAUCAAUGAUCGACACUUUAGGUAAAGAGAAAUCUGUAUCUGGCCCAACACUAAAAAGCCUUCUGGAAACAGCUGAAAAUGCAUCAAUUGCCUUCAGAGAGUGCCAGGAACAAACAGAAAAAACAGAGAGAGAAAGAAAGGAAAUUGAACUAACAAAGGCUAGACGCUACCGGGUGUACAAUACAGCAGGUUACCUUGGCCAGAUUGAAGUCUGCCUUUAUACAGUAGAUAUACUUCUACAGUUGCCAUGGUUCAAAUCAAAAGACGUUUUGUCUAGAAAACACCUGAUGCAAUACUUGUCCGGUAAAUGGGACAUUUCCGUCGACAACGUCAGUGAAGAUUACGAAGAAAUUUAUACUGUUCUUAGCGAUUUUACAUCUUUUUUGAUUAAGGUGAACACUCAUCUAAAAGAUGCUUUUGAUUUCUUUCAAGACUAUUUUGUGUAUCUGAAACAACGAAACAUCCUAAAGGAAAGCACAGAGUUUAAAACAAGAGAAAAAAUUUCAGAAUACUAUACAAAAUACAGACGGAAUUUCUGUAACACCGAUCUAAUGCAGAUUACAGACGAAAAGGACACACAACGGGCAGGUGCUUCAAGAUGUAUUGAGGAUUACAGGGUUGGCCUUCAGUCGUUAAAGGCAGACAGGUUCUCAGGUAUUCUGGAAUAUCUCACAGGUCCUGUAAAGGAAGAUAAAAACAUGGAAGCCAUCGUCAAAGCCUACAAAUAUUUACUCCAGAACCGCACAGACAAAUUCAUUAUGAGAGACAAGCAAAAUUUUAUUUUGGCAAAUAUAGUGCUUCAUUGUAUCUCUCCAAAAUCAAGACUGGUUGCACCCUUUGAAACACUGAAAAUGUAUCUCAGAGAGGUUCUGCAGCUUUCUGGCCUGGAUUACAAAUUUCCAGAACCUUACUUCUUGGCCUCACUGUUGUUCUGGCCCCACAACAUUCACCAGUUGGAUUCUGACUCUAAACACAUAGAGGAAUACAUCAUCUCUAUGAGAAAAACUUUCAGAGGUCAGUAUCGGCACAUGUGCCACUCCAAACAGCCCAUAGCUCAUUUCUAUCUUGGAAAACGCACUGGCUUAGAAAGACUAGUUCACAAAGGCAAAAUUGAUCAGCAUUUUCCUGUUUCAACACCUGAUCUAAAUUCUCUGUGGCAGAGUGGAGACAUCUGGAAGGAAAAAGCAACAAAAGAAUUGUUACUUCUUGUAAAUGGAAGGGCUGAAAAUAACAUGAUCUAUGUGGACUGUAGAGGUGAGAUAAAGAUUCCAGUGAGACCAGUUUAUCUCGGACAGCUGAGAAGCGGGAAAAGCAUUGAGCGGGUGUCCUUUUACCUUGGAUUCUCAAUAGAUGGCCUAAUUGCUUAUAACAUAGAAAGCUUAUAAACAAUUAGAUGUAAUGCAAUGCAUAAUCUACUUCCAUCAAUAUCCACAGUCAAAUAUUUCAGCAAGUGAGAAUAGAAUCUAAAUCUUGUAAAGCAUUACAUUUUUGUGAUGAUUUUUAACCACUUGCUGCCGGCCGUACGACUUUGUACGGCCGCAGUGUGGAUCCCAAUUGCCGGGAGGCCGUCUAUAUACGGCCUCCGGCCUCCAGCCACUGGGGGGGGGCGUGCGACCGCCGCUGCGCGUGUGCCUGCCUCAUCACUAAGAUGCCGAUGCGCGUGCCUGGCAGCCGCGAUGUCUGCCAGGCACCCGCGAUGUCUGCCAGGCACCCG